This is a messenger RNA of Capsicum annuum, 738 nucleotides long. RefSeq lists its product as uncharacterized. Lineage: Eukaryota; Viridiplantae; Streptophyta; Magnoliopsida; Solanales; Solanaceae. Bases 1 to 738 code for a protein of 245 amino acids. The transcript has 2 exons. The record is from RefSeq and is a predicted model, not a curated record.
AUGGAAAAAUGGCAGAACAAGGCGACGUCUACGGCGACUAUGGUGACUCUAACAAAUGGACAGUGUCAAACUCUCUCUCCAUUCACUUUUAGCAGUUUUCUCCUAGCUAAUUUCCAGAUAAUUCAGGAGAAGGAAGAGCUGGAAGAUGAAAUUGAAAAAGGGGAGGGUAAAGAAAUUAAACUGGUAUACAGUCCACCUAAUCAACGGGAUGAACAAAUGGUAGUGGAAUUAACAACGGAAGACAUCAAAGCAGCUGAUGAACACUGGUCCACUGCUCUUAUUGUUUAUGUAUUGGGUGAUACUCCAUAUGAGAAAUCCAUGGAUAAUUUUGUGAAAAAUGUAUGGAACUUUGUAAAGAAGUCCCAAAUUCUCUACCACAAUGAAGGGUACUAUGUCUUUCAAUUUGAAACAGUAGGGGAUCGAGCUGAGGUACUUCAAAAGGGGCUAUAUACAUAUCAUAAUAAACCAUUUAUAUUAAAACCUUUGGUGGUAAACUUUGUGUUUGAUGUAGAAUCCAUCACAACACUUCCGCUGUGGGUGAACUUCCAUGAGUUACCAGUAGGGUAUUGGUCGCAAGAAGAUUUAAGCAAGGUGGCUAGUGCUUUAGGAAAGCCAUUGAACAGUGACAAAUAUACUCUUGACAUGACAAGAAUUUACUAUGCACGGUUCUUGAUAGAGAUGGAUAUAUCCCACCCAAUGGUUGAUAUGAUUGUCAUAGAAACCAUAUGGAUCAAUUGA